AUGGCGGAUGCUCUCUGCGGGCCUUCGAACCCGCUACAGACGUUGCAAAAACAUACACAGGCCGAUCGAACGCUGCAGCAAGACCGUCUUGUCGGAAACAGACAGUCGCCUGGACAGGGCUUCCGCACCGCCGACCCUCGAGCCGGCGCCCUAGACGCAGACUUCCACGCCUUCGAGACCUCUGCACCGCACCCGUUCCAGUUCCAGCAACCCGAGCUGUUCCAUCCUCAGAACCAUGCCCCAUCUGCUCCAGCAGGGUGGGCCGCCGAUUUCCAACGGCUCUCUAUAUCCCAACCGCAGCCUUUGCCCGCAGGACAGUUUCGCACCGAAGCGCCGCUGAUCAAGUCCACAACCUUUGGCGGAUGGCAACAUGAAUUCAUGCGACAGAGGUCGGGGUCAGGCACACCGGUUUCGCAGGGGAAGCAGGCAGUACGGGAUGUCCCACAGUUGACCAAUGCCGGCAUGUUUCAACAGUCGUCGAUGAUGGACUACUCCCAGCCCAUGUACCAGUCAUACUCUGGGGGUCUGCAGCAACAGCCGCAAAUGCCGCAGACGGCGAUGAUGUCUAUGGAGCAAAAGGUCCAAAUUUCCGACGUGGAUUUCGAAGCCGCCUUCGCGGACGCGUUCGCCCACGCUCAAGAGAUGGACCAACAACGCGCAUUACAAGUUGCUUCGGACCCGGAUGCCAUGAUCUCCGAGACGGAUAUACACCGACCCGACGAAACGGAGACUGUGCGGAUAGGCAGCGACGCCAUUCAUUACCGCGAGAAGGCAGACCGUACGGCAGAUCAAGACACGCGGGACGCUGAUGAACUAGCCCGCACCGCCGGGCAGCUUCUCACAAGCGUAUCACACGACAACAGCGAAAAGUUCCAGAACAGCCAGUUUCUGCAGCUGAUGCGGAAAAUCAGGGAUCGCGAGGUCGAGGUACAGGGGGACGAAUUGCAAGAAACCGGCAGGUCGACGUCAACACCGCUAUCAGCACAAGAGAAUCGACAAGCUGACAAAGGGACGACGAAUCAGCAGUCGUCGCAUUUUGAAUUCCCCGACAUGGACGCCGUGUAUGCGCCUACCAACACGAGCGACGCCUGGGCAGAGCCGGAAUUGGACCAGAACGCGCAGCACCGCUACGCUGGGUCGUGGGACUAUCCCCCCGCCAGCGCCCCCGAGUGGAAAGCUGCUCCAGACGUGACGGCGCACGACCCCCAGGUGCUCCAACGGUCGCCUUACACGACUUAUGGGUUCGAUGACGACCAGUACCCCGCCGCGCAACCGCAAUCGCAGUAUGAGGCGCUCCACCCGGGCGGGAAACUGUAUCCCGACCAGUCGCCGCGUCUCCAACGCGCAGCCGUGGACGCUGCAGUCGCUGGUGACGCUGAGAUGAGCGGAGCCGUCCCGCCUCCUGUCGACGGAGGUGCGCAAGACGGUGCUCCUCUGGACAAGCGCAUCUCGGCAAGCGACUUUGACUACCUGGAUUCGACCUGGUUCAACUUCCACCGAUAA
Fonsecaea erecta is the source of this 1503-nucleotide messenger RNA. RefSeq lists its product as hypothetical. The record is from RefSeq and is a predicted model, not a curated record. The transcript has 2 exons. Gene Ontology annotation, cellular component: cytosol; peroxisomal membrane. Bases 1 to 1503 code for a protein of 500 amino acids. NCBI's taxonomy places the organism in Eukaryota, Fungi, Ascomycota, Eurotiomycetes, Chaetothyriales, Herpotrichiellaceae. Gene Ontology annotation, biological process: protein import into peroxisome matrix, docking.